ACAAUAAGGAAAUCAAAGGUGAAAGUAAAGUUUCACAUCUGCCAUUUUAGCACACAAAAGGCACAUCGGAUUCAAUACAUGACUUUUGAUUAAGUACAUUAAAACUAGAUUUUCUUUCUCCUGCGUUAACCUAAAUUCAGAGAAUAGAUAGACUAGACAAAAAUGUCUAGACCACAAAGACUACGCUGAGUGUCCCGUAUCAGCCCUCAAUCAUGAGUUCCUCACAGGAAGAUGAGGGGGGCGUGGGAAGCAGCCCCCAGUCUGUGCAGUCAUCAGCAUCUCCAGCACGCAGCUAUCUGUCCAUGAAGAGUGGCCAGUCAAUGGGUCAGCCCAUUAAUUUCAGAGAUAGAGCUUUGGACGGAGAGUUUAGCCACCAGUCUGUGCAGUCAGCAGCAUCUCCAGCACACAGCUAUCUGUCCAUGAAGAGUGGCCAGUCAAUGGGUCAGCCCAUUAAUUUCAAAGAUAGAGCUUUGGACGGAGAGUUUAGUGCACUGACAGCCAGUCUGCUGGCAGAGGACCACUUCAGAUGCUCAGUGUGCACAGAGGUUCUCAACGAGCCAGUCUCCAUCCCCUGUGGACACAGUUUCUGCAGGCAAUGCAUUGAGACCUAUUGGAACAAACCAGCGAAUAAACAGGUCUACGACUGUCCCGGGUGCCAAUGUAGAUUCAGAACAUGUCCCCAUCUCUCCAGCAAUUCAGCCUUGGACAAAGUGAUCCGGAAACUCCGUCAGACAGGAUUCAAGGUCCCUGCACUUCCCCCUCACCGCUACGCUGGACCCGGAGAUGUGGCCUGUGAUCUCUGCACUGAGAAACAGCUCAAAGCUGUGAAGUUCUGUCUGACCUGCGCUGCCUCCUACUGUGAGAGCCACGUUAGGCAGCACUACACCGUAGCGGCACUGCAGAGACACACACUGGUGGAGGUGACUGGAAACCUGGAUCAAAAACUCUGCGAUGAAGAACAACAGACUGCAUUAAGGCUGGAAGCUAAAUUUGAACAGAUGAAUAAAGAGUUUGCUGAGGAAAAAACACACAAAAACAAACUGAUGCAGAAUGUAAAGAAUCCAACCACUGACUUAACCUGUUAUGCAAAGAGGUCAUCCAAAGAUUGGGCAAACGACUGUUUUGUGCUGGCUGCCCUUGGUCGCCCCCUAGACCUUGGGAUGAUGUAUGACUGCUGCAAUGAUAGUCUUUGCUCAGAUGUCGGUCUAUGGGAUGAGAGCACAAUAGCCAACAUGCGUCAGUCUCUGCCUCGGCCUCACAAAGAGGUGACGUGUAUUGAAGGAGACUCCCUACAGGACAGAUUCGGGGCUCUGGAUGUUUCCACUUCUCUCAGGGCCAGUGUCUUGUCUGGGCUGGUGAAGGUUGGUGGUGCUGCUGAAUACCUGAACCAUCCUGUUCAGUCCAAAAACACGGAGCGGGUCACUCUACAGUACAGAACCACUACCAGGCUGGACAUGCUCAGUCACAGGGUAUUUGAAGAGACCGUCAAAAGGGAAUCAAAGGCAACACACGUGGUGAUGGCUGUUCUCUAUGGAGCUCACGCAUUUUGUAUCUUUGACAAAUGUGUCAGUGGAGAGAAAAGGGCUGGUGGAGGAGAAGCCGAUAUGCACAGUGUUAUCAAGAAGAUGGCUUCCUCCUUCAGUGCAGAUCAUAUGUUAUCCAGCUUGAGUGACAAUGAGAAAAUAAACCGUUUGUUGUAUCAGUGUACACUCCACAGUGAUGUAGACCAUAUCAACGGCUCCAUGACUUAUGACCAAGCAGUACAAGCUCUUGAAACUCUCCCGAAGCACCUUGCACAACAGGGAGAGAAAGCAGUGCCUCUGUACGCAUGGCUCUAUCCUCUGAGGAAUCUGGACACUUCAAUUCAGAUCACUCAAGGCUUUCUCUCCGAGGCCGAGGACGUGGUGGAGCAUCUGAGGCAGGUCACCAUGAGAUGCCAGGACACAAUGACAUUAUUACACGUCAACGAUGAUGUGAUGAAAUGGUUCCCCAGUGUGAAAGAAAAAUUUGCAGAAUUUUCUGAGCUGCUGCAGAUGUACCAGUCCGAGUUUAAGAGAGGGCUGGCUGUGGCAGUAAAGACCGUGAGAGAGAGUGAAGAGAUGGAUGAAAAGAGCCUGAGAGACAUUCUCCAGAACCAUGACCAAUCACCAUUCUGUUCUCAGCACACACAUCAGUGGGUUAGCAACAAAGAGGAGGAGAUAAAGGCUCUGCUUAUCUGCAAAGAAAAAAACAUCCACAUUUUAAAGGUCCAGGAGAAACCAAACAACAUCCCCACGGGGAAGAAGGUCCAGGAGGAACCAAACAACAUCCCCACGGGGAAGAAGGUCCAGGAGGAAGCAAACAACAUCCCCACGGGGAAGAAGGUCCAGGAGGAAGCAAACAACAUCCCCACGGGGAAGAAGGUCCAGGAGGAAGCAAACAACAUCCCCACGGGGAAGAAGGUCCAGGAGGAAGCAAACAACAUCCCCACGGGGAAGAAGGUCCAGGAGGAACCAAACAACAUCCCCACGGGGAAGAAGGUCCAGGAGGAAGCAAACAACAUCCCCACGGGGAAGAAGGUCCAGGAGGAAGCAAACAACAUCCCCAUGGGGAAGAAGGUCCAGGAGGAAGCAAACAACAUCCCCACGGGGAAGAAGGUCCAGGAGGAAGCAAACAACAUCCCCACGGGGAAGAAGGUCCAGGAGAAAGCAAACAACAUCCCCACAUGGAGGGAGGUGCUGACCCCAAACAGGACGCUGUGCUUCACGCUCACCUCACUGAGGGGUGAAGAUCCAUACCUUUCCACCAUGAAGCAAUACAUACAUUCUGCACUAGAGACCACCACAAACCAAUCAGGGAUCACCAGACAGCAGCAGACACAUCAUGCCUUCAAGCCUCCAGAUUUAACUGAAAAAAUACAGUCUGACCUCCACGUGUUCACCACAUCCUAUGAAGACAGAAGAGAUGGAGAGAAAUUCAAUUUUCUUGUUGCAGUUAUACCUGAUGUCACCUUUCCUGGAUCCUGCAUUGGUCUUUAUCAAAAUGGUCGUCUUAUAGGCCGCAAUUUCAAGCUUGGAUCAAAGCCAAAUCCAGCCGAAGUAACAGAGAUAAAACAGACCAGCUUCCGUCUGAAAUUUCCUCAGUCAAAGGUCAUGAGUCCUGUGAAGUACAGAAUAGAGUAUAAAGCAGAAAGUGAUGUUCAAUGGACUGUUGGAUAUUUACCACCUGGUCCUGGAUCUGUGGGUCCUGACCAGUGUAACACUUGUAGGUUGCCCGGUUUGAAACCUGACACUAAAUACCAGGUUAGAUACAGUGCCGUGGACAGCUCUAGUAUGAGUGACUUCAGCACGGUCACCAUGGUAAAGACAAACCCAAGGUCCACACCUGGACAGCCCUGUGUGAAACUGCUGGACGGAGAAAAGGUCAGAGUCACAUGGCAGAUGGAGGAAGAGGAAGAUGGCGGUCCCGUGCUACGUUAUGCCGUGGAGUUCAAAGAGGCAGGGCUUGAAGGCUGGUCCAGUGUGUCAACAACAGGGCCUGAACGUACAUGCACCUUAUCUCAGACCUCCAGUACUUGCUACCGUGUCAGAGUCUCUGCAGUCUAUGGAGAGGGGGACACAAGUAAACCCAGCACAGAAACAGACAUCCCUGUAAAUGUCUGGUCCAUAGACCUCUCACAAAGGAAAGCCUCCUUCCUCCUAGAAGUGCUGAAACCAGAGAAGAAACCAGUGGAGCUGAAGGGCUGGUCAGAUGACGAGAGUGAAGUGAGGAGUUUCCUUCAGUGUCUGCCCUACAUCUCACAGCUGAGGUUCGUGAACAACGACAACAACGCAGGCGUUAUCCAGUUUGUGCUCAAUCUGAGUGUCGCAGCAGCAGACCACGAUGCAAGGACAGGAUGGAAUUGUUCGAAGUUCCUAUCCCUGGUAUGGAGCUACAGCUCCUUCCCAUUCAAUGAAGAUGUUCAUCCUUCAGAUCAAUGUCACUUCCUUCUGGAUCUUUACUCGUGUGCAAUGGCAUCUGGGAUUAAAAAGGCCAGGAGUCUCAUUCCAUUACUUCGGCCAGUUUACCAGUCAGCUCCAGCAGUCUGGUACGUGAAUCUGGCUGGAAGAAAGGCCUCCGUCUUCCUCAAAGUUCUGAAACUCCAACCAGUGAAAAGGCCAAUGCAGGUGAAAUGUUGGUCAGAUAAAGAAAGUGAAGUGAGGCGUUUCUUUCAGUGUUUGCCCUACGUCUCACAGCUGAGUUUUAACGACAACAAUCUUGUAUACUUCCUACGGAAAAAUGGAGAGCAGGCCGAGCAUUUUGCCGCUCUCUUCCAAGCUCAUGGCUUCACCCUGUCAUUGGGAGGAGAGUUAUCCAGGCAAACCUGCACUUCUGUGGGGAGAAUCUUGGCCCUCUGUGCCUCAGGAGUGAAACUCGGUCUCACACCCAGCAAGAUUUCUCUCGGAGGAGCUUCGAUUCUCUUCAGACAUCCGUUGAUGCUACACAACCUCAUACUAAAUGAGAUCAUGACAGUGAAACUGACCAGACUGCUUGCGACUGGUAGAGUCAGUGCUCCAAUGGGGGUUGAGGAGAUUUCGCUGGUUAUUGAGAACUCACAACUAUCGGAGGAUGUGCUUUCUAGGGUCCUGAGUAGUGUGGCGUCCCUGCUGAGAGUCUGGACUGUGCAGCGUCUGGACCUGACGAAGUGUACUAUCCACGGUCACUCUCUCAUCCUGUUGCUGGGUUACCGGGGACCUCUGAAACUCAAACUGUGUCCGGACACUCUGCAGCAGCUGGCUGGAGUUGUGCAUGAAGCUCGGGACAAGGACCUGACUCAUUCAUUCUUAAAGAAAGUUGGUGGAGACCUGACCUCCUGCAGGCUGGACUGGGAAGUGCUUAUUUCUCUGCUGCAGUAUUCAAACCACAAAAUCACUGUGAAUCUCAGAGAGAACAGGCUUUCAGUGAGAAACAUCACAGGUCUUCGUCCCUUUCUAGGCAGGAUUACUUUAAAGAGUGUUGAGAGGAAACUGCUGCUGCUGUUCCUCCACUGCUACUCUGCCUCAAAGAUCCAGCCAGGGGCAACAGCCCUGCUUGGGGCUCUGCAGCAUAGACUGGACUUCUCCUCCUCUGUGGACUUGUCAACAAAGGACCAGGGGAAGCCUCUGUGUCUGAGCUCUGCUGACUGCAAGGUCAUCGCCAGAGUCCUGAAGCAGAGCCGUUACGUCACAGAGCUGAUCCUAAGCGAUUGUGAGAUUUCAGACAGAGCACUCAGGAAGCUGCUGAUGAAAAUCCCAUGCAGAGUUAAUCUCAGCCCCAGUAAAGCCAUAUUGGUUCAACUUGUACAAACUUGUAACAAGAAUAAUGCAGUGCGUCAUGCAGGAUCCCUGGUCAGAGCCCUGCGCGGGGAGAUGGACCUCAGUGAGACCAUGCUGGAUCAGAAGGCCUGUCAUUCUCUGGCCCUGGUUCUGGAGUAUUCAAAGGGGCUAUCAGAACUGGACCUCAGCCGCUGCCAACUCACAGACCACCACCUACAGCCUCUGCUCGCACACCUGCACAAAGUCCAAGUCCUGGAUCUAAGUCAUAAUGCAAUUUCCAACGGUUUGAGUAAGAAAAUACUGAAAGCUGUCUCCACCAGUAAAGGCCACAUAGUUUGGCUCACAAACAACAGAGUGAAAGCCAAACCACUGUCCCAGUCGACGUACGUCGUUAACAUGACAGAAUCUUUCUCCAUGUAAUCUUGCACACACACGUUUGUGGGGAAAAUUGUCAUUCAUACCAAUAUUCAUAAAAUGUUGGAGGGCAGUUUUAUUAUUGAGAACUAUGUAAAGAGACUUUCCCGGAGGAUUGUCCUACUUUUUAGUGAGUUGUUCUGAAAGUAGUGCCCAGGAGACAAAAUGGAUCCCCAAAAAUGUAUACUAUGUCAUAUACAAUGUUAGAAAACCUCGUCAUUCAAGGUUUUAUUUAUUUUUUGUACUAUUUCCUACAUUGUAGAAUAAUAGUGAAGACAUCAAAACUAUGAAAUGGCACAUAUGGAAUCAUGUAGUAACCAACAAAGUGUUAAACAAAUCAAAAUAUAUUUGAUAUAUUUUAUAUAUGAUUCUUCAAAUAGUCACCAUUUGCCUUGAUGACAGCUUCGCACACUCUUGGCAUUCUUUCAACCAGCUUCACCUGGAAUGCUUUUCCAACAAUCUUGAAGUAGUUCCCACAUUCUGUAUGCUGAGCACUUGUUGGAUGCUUUCCCUUCACUGAGGUCUGACUCAUCCCAAACCAUCUCAAUUUGGUGGAGGCCAGGUCAUCUGAUGCAGCACUCCAUCAACCUCCUUCUUGGUAAAAUAGCCCUUACACAGCCUGGAGGUGUAUUGGGUCAUUGUCCUGUUGAAAAACAAAUGAUAGUCCCACUAAGCCCAAACCAGAUGGGAUGGCGUAUCGCUGCAGAAUGAUGUGGGAGCCAUGCUGGUAAAGAGUGCCUUCAAUGCUAAAUAAAUCACAGACAGUGUCACCAGCAAAACACCUCUGCACCAACACGCCUCCUCCUCCUUGCUUCAUGGUGGGAACCACACAUGCGGAGAUCAUCCGUUCACCCACACUGCGUCUCACAAAGACACGGCGGUUGGAAUCAAAAGUCUCACAUUUGAACUUCAGACCAAAGGACAGAGUUCCACCAGUCUAAUGUCCAUUGCUCGUGUUUCUUGGCCCAAGCAAGUCUCUUCUUAUUAUUAGUGUUCUUUAGUAUUGGUUUCUUUAUAGCAAUUAGACCAUGAAGGCCUGAUUCACACAGUCUCCUCUGAACAGUUGUGGUUGAGAUGUGUCUGUUACUUGAACUCUGUGAAUCAUUUAUUUGGGAUGCAAUUUCAGAGGCUAGUAACACUACUGAACCUAUCCUCUGCAGCAGAGGUAACUCUGGGUCUUCCUUUCCUGUGGCGGGUCCUCAUGAGAGACAGAUUCAUCAUAGCGCUUGGUGGUUUUUGUGACUGCACUUGAAGAAACUUUAAAAGUUCUUGACAUUUUCCGUAUUGACUGACCUUCAUGUCUUAAAGUAAUGAUGGACUGUCGUUUGUCUUUGCUUACUUGAGCUGUUCUUGCCAUAAUAUGUAUUUGGUCUUUUACCAAAUAGGCCUAUCUUCUGUAUACCUGUAAUGGCUGUUGGUGGAAGAAGGUGAGGACUCAGGUGCAGCGUGGUACGUGUUCAUAUUUCCUUUAAUUAACUGAACACUAAAUACAAAAGAACAAGAGAAUAAAUGAAAACCGAAACAGUCCCAUAUGGUGCAAACACUGAAAUGGAAAACAACUACCCACAACCCAUAGUGGGAAAACAGGCUGCCUAAGUAUGAUUCUCAAUCAGAGACAACGAUUGACAGCUGCCUCUGAUUGGGAACCAUACCAGGCGAAACACAUAGAAAUAUAACAGAACAAAACAGAAUGCCCACCCCAACUCACGCCCUGACCAAACUAAAACAGAGACAUAAAAAAGGAACUAAGGUCAGGACGUGACAAUACCACCCCUACCUUGUCACAAGACAACUGAUUGGCUCAAACGCACUAAGAAGGAAAGAAAUUCAACAAAUUAACUUUUUAGAAGGCUCACCUGUUAAUUGAAAUGCAUUCCAGGUGACAACCUCAUGAAGCUGGUUGAGAGAAUGACAAGAGUGUGCAAAGCUGUCAUCAAGGCAAAGGGUGGCUAUUUGAAGAAUCUCAAAUAUAAAAUAUAUUUUGAUUUGUUUAUUAACACUUUUUUUUUUUUGGUUGCUACAUGAUUCCAUAUUUGUUAUUUCAUAGUUUUGAUGUCUUCACUAUUAUUAGCUGUUAGAUAUUGCUGCACUGCCGGAACUAGAAGCACAAGCAUUUCGCUUCACUCGCAAUAACAUCUGCUAAUAUAAUUUUAUUUUAUAAAAAAAAACACAUUUUUAUCAAGAAAUACAAACUACCGAUCAAAAGUUUUAGAAUACCUACUCAUUCAAGGGUUUUUCUUUAUUUUGACUAGAAAAUAGUCAAAAUAAAGAAAAACCCUUGAAUGAGUAGGUAUUCUAAAACGUUGUGUAGGUAUGCUAAUACAACUGCACACAAAUCUAAGUAAAGGAACAGAAUAAGAAUAUAUACAUAUAAAUAAAUGGAUGAGCAAUGACUGAACAGCAUACGCAAGACUCAAUAGAUGGUAUAAAAUACAGUAUAUGCAUAUGAGAUGAGAAAUGCAAGAUAUGUAAACAUUAUUAAAGUGACUAGUAAUCCAUUUAUUCAAGUGGCCAAUGAUUUCAAGUCUGUAAGUAGGUAGUAGCCUCUGUGUUAGUGGUGGCUGUUUUAACAGUCUGAUGGCCUUGAGAUUCUUUGAAACUCUGCCUAGAAAGCCAGCAUCCCGGAGUCGCCUCUUCACUGUUGAUGUUGAGACUGGUGUUUUUUGUGGGUACUAUUUAAUGAAGCUGCCAGUUGAGGACUUUUGAGGCGUCUGUUUCUCAAACUAGAUAAGCUAAUGUACUUGUCCUCUUGCUCUGUUGUUCACCGGGGCCUCCCACCCCUCUUUCUAUUCUAGUUAGAGAGAGUUUGCGCUGUUCUGUGAAGGGAGUAGUACACAGCGUUGUACCAGAUCUUCAGUUUCUUGGCAACUUCUCGCAUGGAAUAGCUUUCAUUUCUCAGAACAAGAAUAGACUGACGAGUUUCAGAAGAAAGUUCUUUGAUUCUGGCCAUUUUGAGCCUGUAAUUGAACCCACAAAUGCUGAUGCUCCAGAUACUCAACUAGACUAAAGAAGGUUAGUUUUAUUGCUUCUUUAAUCUGAACAACAGUUUUCAGCUGUGCUAACAUAAUUUCAAAAAGGUUUUCUAAUGAUCAAUUAGCCUUUUAAAAUGAUAAACUUGGAUUAUCUAACACAACGUGCCAUUGAAACACAGGAGUGAUGGUUGCUGAUAAUGGGUCUCUGUACACCUAUGUAGAUAUUCCAUAAAAAAUCUGUUUCCAUCUACACUUGUAAUUUACAACAAUGUCUACACUCACAUUUCUGAUCAAUUUGUUAUUUUAAUGGACAAAAAAAUGUGUUUUUCUUUCAAAAACAUGGACAUUUCUAAGUGACCCCAAACUUUUGAACGGUAGUGUAUAUGUAUAUAUUUUCUUAAUCGAUUCCUUACUUAGAUUUACGUGUAUUUUGGGUAUAUGUUGUGAAACUGUUAGAUAUUACUGCACUGUCGGAGCUAGAAACACAAGCAUUUUGCUGCACUCGCAGUAACAUCUGCUAAAAACGUGUAUGUGACUAAUAAAAUGUGAUUUUUAGAGCGUUGGUAACUGUACUGCUAACAACAAA
Molecule: messenger RNA, 9245 nt
Organism: Oncorhynchus masou masou (cherry salmon)
Lineage: Eukaryota; Metazoa; Chordata; Actinopteri; Salmoniformes; Salmonidae
Exons: 17
Coding region: 213-5693 (1826 amino acids)
Molecular function (GO): protein binding
Source: RefSeq, a predicted model, not a curated record